Messenger RNA from Heteronotia binoei (common prickly gecko), 1299 nucleotides. RefSeq names its product mitochondrial disaggregase-like. The coding region runs from base 1 to 1299 and encodes 432 amino acids. Gene Ontology annotation, cellular component: cytoplasm; mitochondrion. The record is from RefSeq and is a predicted model, not a curated record. The transcript is spliced from 12 exons. Gene Ontology annotation, biological process: cellular response to heat. Gene Ontology annotation, molecular function: ATP binding; protein binding; ATP hydrolysis activity. NCBI's taxonomy places the organism in Eukaryota, Metazoa, Chordata, Lepidosauria, Squamata, Gekkonidae.
AUGGUGAGGCUGCUUCACUACCAUUGCGAACAGCUGGAGAUGCACUGCUUGAGAAACACAGUUAAUCCUUGCACGCUGAAUCUUCUGCUCGCGGCUGGUGCUGACCCGAACCUGGGAGACGAGUUCAGCAGCGUCUACGAAACUGCCAAAGAAAAGGGGCUGCAUUCUCUGGAAGUUCUGGUCACCCGGGAGGACGACUUCAACAACCGGUUGAACAACCGAGCCAGUUUCAGGGGCUGCACAGCCCUGCACUAUGCUGUGCUGGCCGACGACUACCCUUGCGUCAAGAUGCUACUCGACGGAGGUGCCAACCCCCUGCAGAGAAAUGAAAUGGGGCACACGGCCGUGGAUUACGCCCGAGAAGGAGAGGUCAUGAAGCUUCUGAAAGCGUCGCAAACAAAGUUCCAGGAAGAGCAGCGCAAGAGAGAAAUAGAGGAACGGCGUCGUUUUCCCCUGGAGCAGAGGCUGCGAGAGCACAUCAUCGGGCAGGAGAACGCCAUAGCAACUGUCGGAGCCGCCAUCCGGAGGAAAGAAAAUGGCUGGUACGACGAAGAGCAUCCAUUGGUUUUCCUCUUCCUGGGAUCGUCCGGAAUAGGUAAAACUGAGCUGGCCAAGCAGACGGCCAAGUACCUCCACAAAGACGUCAAGAAGGGCUUCAUCCGACUGGACAUGUCCGAGUUUCAGGAGAGGCACGAGGUCGCCAAGUUUAUUGGCUCCCCACCAGGCUACGUUGGCCACGAGGAAGGCGGGCAGCUCACGAAGAAACUCAAGCAGUGCCCCAACGCGGUCGUCCUCUUUGACGAAGUGGACAAGGCCCACCCGGACGUCCUCACCAUCAUGCUACAGCUCUUUGACGAAGGCCGGCUGACGGACGGGAAAGGGAAGACCAUCGACUGCAAGGACGCCAUCUUCAUCAUGACCUCCAACGUGGCCAGCGACGAGAUCGCCCAGCAUGCCUUGCAGCUGAGGCAGGAGACCCUGGAGCUGAGCCGGAAGAGGAUCGCGGAAAAUCUGGAUGAUGUCCAGAUGUCCGACAAGAUCACAAUCUCCAAGCAGUUCAAGGAGAACGUCAUUCGCCCCAUCUUGAAGGCUCACUUCCGAAGGGACGAAUUCCUCGGCAGGAUCAACGAAAUCGUCUACUUCCUCCCCUUCUGCCACUCGGAGCUCAUCCAGCUGGUCAACAAGGAGCUCAGCUUCUGGGCAAAGAGGGUCAGUGAAGCAGGAGCCCCCAAGGGUGGGCGUCACUUUGUGCAUGAGCUCAGCGGCCAGCAGUUGCAGAAGAGGCCACCUCCCUGCUAG